Messenger RNA from Didymodactylos carnosus, 249 nucleotides. The record is from the annotation of a GenBank genome assembly. Lineage: Eukaryota; Metazoa; Rotifera; Eurotatoria; Philodinida; Philodinidae.
AUGCAAAUUAUUGGUGUGGUAAAUUCAAAGAAAGUUUCAUACUCCUGUCGUGAAUGUUUAUCUCGUUUAAUUACACCACAACAAACCGACUGUUCAUCCACGUGUCCAUUGAAUAAUUUACGUCGUCCAUUUUCCAAUGUUAGUGAACUGGUAAUCAAUGACGUGAAGGAAGAAAUACGUUCAGUAGCUCGACCAUAUUUGAAUAUUAUUUGUGAAUAUCCUAAAGAUGCUAUUACUUCUCUAAUUUAG